This is a messenger RNA of Dendronephthya gigantea, 2147 nucleotides long. Its product is annotated as BTB/POZ domain-containing protein 16-like. Lineage: Eukaryota; Metazoa; Cnidaria; Anthozoa; Malacalcyonacea; Nephtheidae. The coding region runs from base 8 to 2059 and encodes 683 amino acids. The record is from RefSeq and is a predicted model, not a curated record. The transcript is spliced from 22 exons.
AACAAAUAUGGCGGCCGCUCUGAGGUGUGUUUACGAUAAUUCGAACAUGUUUCUUCAAGACGGUUCGAUUACGCCGCUUCCAAAGCCUUACUUACCUUCAAUACCGCCUGCAAAAACGCAGAAAAAGUCUUACAGCAGGUUUAUACAUGAAGCACCUUGGCUGGCUUUAUCUGGGACAAAAUAUGACACUAAACCUCCCCCUAAGGCCCCGUCUAUUCCAAAGUGUCAAAAACGGGCUCUAGUUGGUCUGACCAAUCGUUGGCGAAUACCCGAGAAUGUUGCUUCCGAUUUACUCGGCUCUUCACAAGCUAUGAAGUCUGUGUUUGUGCCUUACAAUGAGAGUUCAGAGUCGAUACUUUCCGCGGAUUACACGAGAACUUCUUUUAACCACACGGCACCACAACUGUCGCGAUCUUCACACAAAGACGUGGCGAUGACCGACGUUCCCGCCAUUGGAAGCAGGGACCAUCUACGAACGGCACCAGCUGACAUGUUAAACUGUGAACAUCGAAAUUCUCGUUGGCAGGCAAACAAUCGUGUGUCGCGAAGCCAGGGGAGGAGUUCAGAUCUCAAGACUCAAGUUCAACAAGUUCGUUUCAACAAAAGUGUUCCUCCCUUAGCGGCUCACGAACCCACUCCAAUGGAACUGUUCCUCUAUCACUCACAGGCCACGACGUGUGCACGAGGUGCAGAUGUGAUUCUGUACGCGCUGGGCACUGCAUGGGAACUGCACAAGCCAUAUUUUCAAAAGUCCGGUUUGCUAAAGAGAAUGGUAAAGGAGGCAAAUGAACAAUCUUUGGUUGCGGAAAUGAUGUCAGACAGCGACAACGAGACAUUGGAAAAACAAGCACCAAGUCGCUCAGCAGUUGAUCUUCAUGCGGUCAAGAGUGCCGUGGGGGUGUCCAUACCCACGGAAGAAAAGGCCUCGGCGUUAAAACUUGUACGUACACCAUCGUUUGGACAUGCGAUGGUUCUUAAACUGAAGGUGAAAGACCCGCUGUUGACGAAACAAGCUUUUGCUUUGGCGCUCGGCUCGUUAUACGUGGAUCACGUGAAAAUGGACGACACAGAUGUUGUUGGAGUGCUUGCCGCAGCUAAUCUCUUGGAAUUUGGAGAACUGAAGAAAACUUGUGUCGACGCAAUGCUGAAAACGAUUUCGGCCUCGACUGUUUGUGCCUACCACAGCGUCGCCACAAAGUACAAACAGCUCACGGUGAUCGAUGCUUGUGAAAGAUGGCUGGAGCUAAAUCUUGUACCACAGCUCUCCCUGCAAAUCUAUCUCAGUCAUCUUCGUCAGGAAGUCCUCGAGAAGCUGUUGAAAUCAAGCAGGUUGUUCACUUGGAAUGAGUAUUCGCUGUACAAAGUUCUUGCUUUUUGGAUCUUUCUUCACCAACAUCCAAAAUUACGCGUUAUGCCAUCCUGGGGCAGCGUAGUAACUUGGUUUAUGAGUCUUUCGAAGACCAGUGCAUUUCUUGAUCGAGCUGAGGGUCAGGGAUACACUGGCUUACUGCGGUCUCUAAGACUAAUAUCUAUCACUGAUAGUAUACAUCUUGACGAAAUUUACAAGAUGAACAUCAUACCUCAUGCCUGGCUUCUCCAUAUUUACAGUCAAAAUUACCACGCUCUCCAAGGCGGUGGUGGUGAUAUGUCUUUGUUGACAAAAUUCGAUCAAGGUGCUGUUCGAGCUGGGUUCAUUUUAGACCAGCACAUUCAUUAUCAUUCAAGUAUGUUGUCCCUCCACGGUUUUCACUUUGAACUAAAGGCAACCCAAGAGGAAGAUGGCCGACAUUUGUUUUAUCUACAGAGGUUACGUCCCGAUGAUCCGAUGUCCUACAGUACAACCGCGCGUCAUACGUUCUCGCUAAGACAAGACAGGGAGGUUCGUUACAGUAUUCGCGUCCAAUGGGAAGAGGACAAUGCAACGCAAGUUUAUUCCAGCGGAAUACUCAGCCAGGCGUUCGGUUUUGAUGCAAAAACAAAUAGGAGUGAGGUGAUAACUUUACGUGAUCUUCCAUCGCCUGUCUAUGUUACCUUCUCUCUCGUGUUUCCAACGUCAUAACAGUAAAGGGACUAGAAACGAGUUUUCUAGCAAGCUAUUGUAUUUAUGUACAUAACAAUAUAUAUAUUACUGUUUCAAACCAUAAUUU